AUGUCUACAUACGAGGAUGAUAUUAACAAUGAUUCUGAUAAUAAUUUGGGUGAUGAUUUCGAUUAUAAACCGAAUGCACACCAUGAUGUUGAAGAUGACGAUGUUGAUUCGUUGGAUUUUACUAGCAAGAGUGAACACGAUUGUUGCAUUGGCUUUGUAAUGAGGAAGGAUGACGUCGUUAGGGAUAAGAAAUGUAAAAUCAUUUGCAGGCAACUUAUUUGCAAUAAAGAGGGCUACAGGAAUAUGAGGUAUCUUGAUCUGGAUAAUAGAUUAAGGGAGGCAAGGUCACUCACACGAACUAAGUGCCCAGCUCGACUUAAGGUAAAGGUUGACUAUGGCUAUGGUAGAUGGAAAAUAUCAUGUUUUGUGGAAUCUCACAACCACGAUUUGACCCCCCCAUUUGCAGAUCUCGUUCCAGCCAAUCGUCAUCUCACUAUUACUGAUAAAGUCCAAGUGGAGAAUCUUCAUAAUUUUGGUGUCAAGACGUGCCAUAUUAUGGGAUAUAUUGUAUUUCAGAAGGGUGGAUAUCAUCAUGCUGGCUUCACCCGCAAAAAUUUGUACAACCACAUUGAUCGUUAUCGUAGAUCAAAAGUAAAAAACAAGGAUGCCAAUGCAGCAAUAAGAUGA
Arachis duranensis is the source of this 627-nucleotide messenger RNA. RefSeq names its product protein FAR1-RELATED SEQUENCE 5-like. The record is from RefSeq and is a predicted model, not a curated record. The coding region runs from base 1 to 627 and encodes 208 amino acids. The transcript has a single exon. Lineage: Eukaryota; Viridiplantae; Streptophyta; Magnoliopsida; Fabales; Fabaceae.